AUGGCUCCCAGUCGAUCCCAGCUCAUCGACACGGCAAACGCCUUCAUCGCGGCCUACAACCAAUGGACCGUCUCCGGCGUCCUCUCCAUACAAAGUCCCUCAUGCACGCACCGCGUUCUCCCUGGGAAUCGACCAGCCAAAACCAGGGCUGAAUUCGGAGAAUUUCUUGAGCGCACCAUUCCCGUCAUCCGCAACUUUCGUCUACACUCUGUGGACACAUCGCCGUGGAUUGUGGAUGUUGAGGCGAGGAGAGUCACUAUGCACUUGAAGAGUACGGGAGAGUCGGAUAUUGGGGCGUAUAAUAACGAGUACAUCUUUAUGAUUACCAUUAGUGAGGAUGGGGAAAAAGUGGAUGGGAUUCUGGAGUUUUUGGACAGUCUGUAUUCGUCGGAGUUUGUGAGCAGCUUGGCCAAGGAAACGGGAGAGGCAUUGGGAUAG
Messenger RNA from Trichoderma breve, 438 nucleotides. RefSeq lists its product as uncharacterized. The record is from RefSeq and is a predicted model, not a curated record. The transcript has a single exon. Lineage: Eukaryota; Fungi; Ascomycota; Sordariomycetes; Hypocreales; Hypocreaceae. The coding region runs from base 1 to 438 and encodes 145 amino acids.